AUGGCGCCAGCCAAGUCAAUUAAGAAGACUUCCUCGGGCAGCUCGAGCAUCUCGAGCAGCAGAUCGACAUCGCCGGAACCAACAACAAAGUCGAAAUCGGAUCGCGAGACUGAAGAUUCGGCCAGCUCCGAUUCUGAGAGUGUCCCUUCGUCCCCAGAGAUCAAGGCUUCCAAUAUCUCGUCUUCAAACGACUCCCUCUACCCGAAACCUUCCUACAAGCCACCGUCAGGCUUCAAGGCUGCGAAGAAGCAAUUACCGCCAUCUUCUACCACAUCCUCCCUCCUUUCUGACCUUCGCGGCAAACAACUCUUCCACAUCACUGCGCCCUCCUUCCUCCCUCUCUCCAAAGUCAAAGAGGUGUCGCUGGCGAAGAUCUUACAAGGGGAGCCGAUACUUGAGCACGAGGGCGUGCAAUAUGGUAUCCCAUCCGAGAACAUUGGCCACGGUGAUUUGGGUGGAAAGAGUCUCCUUCUAUACGAUUCGAAGACACAGACAUACUACAGCGCACCUGCCACUACCAUGCCUACCUAUCACGUACAGCAACUGAUCGACCUCCCUAAAAGCUUAGGGACCGAGGAUGCAGUAUUGGCAGCAGCACAGGAUCAGAUCAAGCCUCCACGGAAGCAACCGAAACAUCUGAAGAUGCGGUUUCGCCCGGUCGGUAGUGAAGAGGGUCCACCAGAGACGAUCGGUUCGAGUUCGGAAGAGUCCGAGGGAGAGGGAAAGCCGAAUUCCAAGUUUCCCAGAGAAUCAAAGACCGAGCGCGAGGAAAGAAAACGGAAGCAUGCCGAAGAAGUGGAAGGAUCCCAAUCGGCUGGCUUGCCCAGGAAGAAGACCAAAAAGCAAACUGUCGAUACAUCACAAUCAAGCAAAAAGCGAGAUGAGAAGAAACGGAAGAAGGAGAAGGCGUGA
This is a messenger RNA of Aspergillus fumigatus Af293, 912 nucleotides long. RefSeq names its product DNA-directed RNA polymerase I subunit RPA34. The record is from RefSeq and is a predicted model, not a curated record. Lineage: Eukaryota; Fungi; Ascomycota; Eurotiomycetes; Eurotiales; Aspergillaceae. Gene Ontology annotation, biological process: transcription by RNA polymerase I.